UUUUCCCAUUUCAAAGAUGCAGUCGCAGUGGCACUUUGCAUAGGAUCCCCACAAAGGCCGGCACCAGGCUCUCCGGGGCGGAGUCCCGCAGCCAUGGAGGACGCCAGUGGUCUGUCGCCGCUCGUGAAGCUUCAGAUGAUCGGUUUAGAUGGCUCGGAGUUUGAGAUGAACGUGCCGAACUGGAUCACUGCCGGCGACCUUUGCGACCAAAUCUUUGACCAUAUCUCGAUCGCGCCGCAGCACCGACGGAUGGCUUUGCAACAUGGAACGACACUUCUUGACCUGGACCGCAGCCUGAAGGAUCAAGGUCUGCAGGAGAACUCAGCAUUAUCCUAUGUCUUCAUCGCUCCUAGCCUGAAGGAGGCCUUAGAAGCUCUCACAGGAAGCUCUGGUGAUCCCCAUGCUCUCGUGGGACUUACGACACUGCGAGGCGUGGCCCUCGAUCACUUGAAGUUCCUUCCGAAGAGCCUCAAGAGUCUAACCUUUCGAUCUGAUUUCAACUCGGGUCUCGAAACGAGAGUUCCGAGCCUUCAGAGCUUAACUUUUGGAUCUCACUUCAACCAAAGUUUGGCCGGAGUCUCUUUGCCAAGCAAACUGCGGGAUUUGAGCUUUGGUUCAGAUUUCAACCAGACUUUGGUGGGGCUGGACUGGCCAAGUGGCCUUGAACACCUUAGAUUUGGCACAGAAUUAACCAGAAUUUGGCAGGAGUGCAUUGGCCGGCCAGCCUUCGAACUUUGACGUUUGGUGACAAAUUCGACCAACCUUUGACCGGAGUGACUUGGCCCUGCAGCUUGCGCAGUCUGACAUUUGGUCAUGAUUUUAACCAAAGCUUGGCAGGAGUUGUUUGGCCACGCUGCCUUGAGAGUUUGACGCUUGGCGAUGGGUUCAAUCAGAGCUUGAAAAACGUGGUUUUCCCGAGCAGAUUGCUUUCUUUGACGUUUGGAGAUUGCUUCAACCAGAGCUUGUUGGCAACCACUUUGCCACGCAGCCUUCAAAGCUUGGCUUUGGGCUCAGGCGGCCGUUCAGGCUUCAAUCAAAGUUUCGCAGCAGUGGCUGGGCUGAAGAGGCUACAGCGUUUGACGCUUCAGGGUGCUUUGAAAGAGAACGGGGAAGACGUAGCUUUGCCAAGCAACCUUCACAGCCUGAUUCUUGGGUAUCAUUUCAAAAGUUUAUCUGGAAUUAAUUUGCCACGCGGCCUUUUGAGUCUGUUGCUGGGCUUUAACCAGAGUUUGUUGGGAGUUGCAUUGCCGUGCAGCCUUCAAACUUUGACCUUUGGUUGGGCAUUCAACCAGACUCUGGUGGGAACGACUUUGCCAAGCAGCCUUCGGACUCUGACGUUUGGCUAUUGCUUUAACCAGAGCUUGGUGGGAGUGGUUUUCCCUAGCCGCCUUCAGAGUUUGACCUUUGGAUCCCAUUUCAAUCAAAGUUUGGAUGGAGCCGUUUUGCCGAGCAGCUUGCAGCGUUUGACUUUUGGUUUGGAUUUUAAUCAGACUGUGAGUGGAGUGGCUUUGCCCAGCAGCCUGCGUUCUUUGACCUUCGAUUUUGCAUUCAACCAGAGUUUGGCAGAGGUGGCUUGGCCAAGCAGCCUACAGCGUUUGACGCUUGGGAGUCGUUUCAACAAGAGUUUGAAAGACGUCGCCUUACCAAGCAACCUGCAGCGCUUGAGGUUGGGUGACAACUUUAAUCAGACUUUGGCGGGAGUGCUUUUGCCACGGGAUUUGCGUAGCUUGAAGUUUGGUGCAGAAUUCAACCAGAAUUUGAAGGGAUUGGUCUUUCCGAACCUUCAGAGCCUCACGUUUGGUUGGUCCUUUAACCAGAGUUUGCUGGGAAUAGCUUUGCCCAACAGCCUUGAAAGUUUGACCUUUGGCUCCGAAUUCAAUCAGAGUUUGGCCGGAGUGGUCUUGCCCGGCAGCCUUCAGUCUUUGACCUUUGGCGAUGGGUUCAAGCAGAGUUUGGCUGAAGUCGCGUUGCCUAGCAGUUUGAGAUGUGUGCGUUGGGGCGAGCUCUCCUUGAGCACCGUUUAGACAGUGUCAGAGUGGCGAUCAGCUUGCGACGCUUUGACCAGCUCCUGAGAAGCUCUCGAG
Durusdinium trenchii is the source of this 2084-nucleotide messenger RNA. NCBI's taxonomy places the organism in Eukaryota, Dinophyceae, Suessiales, Symbiodiniaceae. The record is from the annotation of a GenBank genome assembly.